This is a messenger RNA of Schistosoma rodhaini, 507 nucleotides long. The record is from the annotation of a GenBank genome assembly. NCBI's taxonomy places the organism in Eukaryota, Metazoa, Platyhelminthes, Trematoda, Strigeidida, Schistosomatidae.
AUGAGUUCAGACAACGUUGUUACUUCUUCAGUACUCCCAGAUUCAUAUUCACUAGCUCGAAGACACUUGCAGUUGAGUCGAGCAAAGCUGAAAGCCACUAGUCGAGUGUCUGCGCUGCUGGCGGGUUUCGCUAUGGUUGCAAUCAUUGAAUUGCAGGUUGCCGUCGGUGAAAGUAAACCACCUGAAGGAUUAUUGUUUGCUUUCACGAUUCUUUCAUGUCUUCUCGUUGUCGUGCAUAUAAUGGCUGUAAUGAUAAGUACUUGUAUCUUGCCACAUAUUGACUCAUACACGGUCCCUCAAGACUGUUAUUUGAUUGAGGAAGCACCGCACAACAGAUUAAGAACAUUUGUUGAAGUUGCAUGGAUUUGCAGUACUGUCGUUGGCAUUAUUUUGUUUUUAGCUGUGCUUGUCUGCCAUAGCUGCAACAAUUGUUUUGAUACCGGCCAUGCUCAUUUUCGUCAUUUUCGCCAUAUUAUUUUAUCGUGCGCUUACUACCUACAAAGUUGA